Nicotiana attenuata is the source of this 2013-nucleotide messenger RNA. Its product is annotated as QWRF motif-containing protein 3. Gene Ontology annotation, molecular function: microtubule binding. The coding region runs from base 103 to 1770 and encodes 555 amino acids. Gene Ontology annotation, biological process: centrosome cycle; spindle assembly. Gene Ontology annotation, cellular component: centrosome; cytoplasm; nuclear microtubule. The transcript has 6 exons. Lineage: Eukaryota; Viridiplantae; Streptophyta; Magnoliopsida; Solanales; Solanaceae. The record is from RefSeq and is a predicted model, not a curated record.
UUUAGUCUCAUCCAUUUCGGUAACAAACCAAAAAUCAAAAAUCAAAAAUCCAAAAGCCAAAACUUUUAUCUCUUGACUCUAUUGUGUUGUUUGCUUGUUACUAUGAAGGAGAACGACUGUGAAAACAUGGUUUUUGAUCAUUCUUUGACGCCAAAAAAGCCCAAGUCAAGAAAAAUAAGUUCAAGAUAUCUCUCCACAACUUCAAAUCGUUCCAUUCUUGAUACUGAAAAUAAUAUAGUGCCAAAACCAAGAUCAUCCACUGAUUGUAAUAAGCUUAAAAGCCUUGAGAAUUCAGGAUUCAUGACUAAACUUUGGCCAUCUUCAAGUUCAACGGUCGAUACGUUUGCAAAUCAUUUAGGAAAUGAGAGGCUAAAAGACAUUGAAGAUCGAAAAAAUUGCAAAAAACCCAUGUUUCUUAGUAAGCAGAAGAGUUGCACCGAGUUUAGUAGAUUUGAGAAUGAAAAAGAAAAACGUCGAUCAUUCUUUGGUGGUAGGUACACGUACACUGGAAAACUCAAAUUUCCAGGGAGAUUUUCAACUUCUUCAAAGUUAUUGGAAGAUUAUAGUGAUCAUAUUGUCCCUGGAAGACUUUCUGGUGAUGACAACUCCCUUCGACAAAGAUCUAAUUCUGCUCGAAUUAGAUCAGAUAUGCGACAUGAAUCUGAUUCUGAGUACAGUAGUGAAAUUGGUUCAAACAACAGCUUUGAUUCUCCUGUUAUUCGGAGAAACUUAGCACCAUCUUAUAUGGCACCAACAAUGAGUUCAAGAAAGGCUGGAAUUGAAGUUCCUUCCAAGUAUAUGCAAGAAUCAUCAUCAAAAUCGUCGCCAAGAUGGAGUGCAGAUUCCAGUGUUCAGAAGCCAGUUUCAUCGGACACUUGUCCAAAAUUAGGACUCAAAUUCAAGAAUCCAAUUCAAAGGGCUGCUUCACUUAACAGUAAAACUUCUAAGUGGACUCUGUCACCUGGAAGGCCAAACUCUCCUCCUGUGUUGAUAGAAAACAAAGGGACAUUUAUGUCAAAUAUGAAGCCUCCGACGAGUCCUUCUAAGGGGAAAAAAGUUGGGAAUUUUCUUAGCAUGGGGCUUGAAUUGUUCAAAGGUAAGAAAUUUUCAGCAUCUCCUCUUCGGCCAGGCAUGACCGAGAGCGUUCAUCAGCUAAGGAUGCUUCAUAAUAGAUUGUUACAGUGGAGAUAUGUAAAUGCCAAAGCUGAUAAAGUCAAUCAAAAUAUAAGUAAACAGGCUGAGGCAAACUUAGUAUAUGCUUGGGAUGUUCUAAUAAAAUUGAGACAAUCUGUGGUACAAAAUAAGCUGCAGCUACAGAGGCAAAAGCUGGACAUGAAAUUGAGUUUUAUUCUUCAUGCUCAAAUUAAGUUACUAGAAGCAUGGGAUUCUAUGGAAAGGCAACACUCUUCAUCAGUGUCAAAAUCCAUAGACGGUUUACAAUCUGCAGUUUGUACGGUACCUCUUAUUGAAGGAGCAACGGUGGAACCACAAUCGGCUAUUAUUGCCCUUCAACAUGCCUCAGAUGUAUCUUCAUCAAUCAAGUUAAUACUAUCCAAUUUUUCAUCAGGAGCUGAGAAAACUGCUGAAAUACUCAAGGAAAUGGCAGAGGUAGCUGUACAAGAGAAGUUGCUGUUAGAAGAAUUCUUGGAGCUUUUCAAAAAUAUUUCUGCACUUGAGAGUCAAGAAAGGAGUUUAAAAUGCAGCAUUAUGCAAUUAAGACUGCAACAAGAACAGUACUGCAAAAAAGAGAAGGAUAUGGUAUCUGCUUAAUCAUUUGAUCUCAGUAAGCAAAUGCUCAAGGUUUUAACGCAUUCUCCUUUCAGGAGGCAGGAGCAAAACGUAAAUUAUUUGUUGAUUUUUUCAUUGUAUAUUAGUGAAAUACGCAGAAUUUUAGCCCUUGGAUGGCUCUUUCCCGGACCCUGUGUGAAUGCGGAAUGGUUCGUGCACCGGACUGUCCUUGUGUAAUUGUAGCAAAAUGACGUUAUUUUGUGCCAAGAUUUUUAAAACUCUUAG